AUGUUGCAGCAACGUCUUUUUGUUAGCAGGAGACUUUUAACACUUUCUUUCUUUCUUUCUUUCUUUCUUUCUUUCUUUCUUUCUUUUCUUUUCUUUUCUUUCUUUCUUUCUUCUCUUUCAUUCUUUUCUUUCUUUUCUUUCUUUCAUUAUUUCUUUCUUUUCUUUGUUUGUUUAGUUCUUUCUUUCUUUCUUUCUUUCUUUCUUUCUUUCUUUCUUUCUUUCUACGUCGUCGUCAUUCCCUCUUUUCCUUCUUCUGUUUCUUCUACUUCUUUUCCUCCUCUUCUUUUUUCUUCUUCUACUUCUACUCCUCCCUCUCUUCUUCUCCUACUCCCCUUUCUCUUCUUCAUCCCCACCUCCUCCUCUUUUUCAUCCCCCUCUCCUCCUCUUUCUUUACUUCUUCUCCUCCUCUCUUGUUGUUGUUCUCUUUUUCUUCACCCCUCCUCCUCCUCCCCCUCCCCAUCUUCAUCCUCCUCAUACUUCUCUCUUUUUUUCUUCUUUUUCAUCUUCUUCUUUGUCGUCGUCUCUUCUUCUUCUUCUUCUUCUUCUAUUCCUCCUCUUCUUUUUUCUUUUUCCACUUCUCCUCCUCCUUCUUCUCCCCUUUCUCUUCUUUUCCGCCUUAUCCGCCCCCUCUUCUCUAUCCUCUUUCUCCUCCUCCUCUUCCUUUACAUCUUCUUCUCCUACCUCUCUUGUUCUUCUUCUUCUCCUCUUUCUCUUUUUUUCCCCUUCCCCGUCUCUUGUUCAUCCUCCUUCUCCUCCUCCUCUUCCUUUACUUCUUCUCCUCCUCCUCCUCUUCUUCGCCCACCCGCACUCUUCCUCAUCUUCAUCCUCCUCCUCUUUCUUCUUCUUCUUCUUCUUCCAAACUCCUCCUGGGAGUAA
Molecule: messenger RNA, 876 nt
Organism: Acanthosepion pharaonis
Lineage: Eukaryota; Metazoa; Mollusca; Cephalopoda; Sepiida; Sepiidae
Source: the annotation of a GenBank genome assembly